Molecule: messenger RNA, 2130 nt
Organism: Achroia grisella
Lineage: Eukaryota; Metazoa; Arthropoda; Insecta; Lepidoptera; Pyralidae
Exons: 2
Coding region: 1-2130 (709 amino acids)
Biological process (GO): DNA integration
Molecular function (GO): nucleic acid binding
Source: RefSeq, a predicted model, not a curated record
AUGGUUUUUGGGGCAGUUUCUAGUCCUUUUGCGGCUAUUUAUAUUAAGAACAAAAAUGCAACAGAGUAUCAAAACCAAUUUCCAGACGCGGCGGAAGCUAUUAUUCAUAAUACUUAUAUGGACGAUUAUAUAGGCAGUCAUCCUAACAUAGAGAAAGCGGCUCAAGUAGCGAGGGACGUAAUCGAAGUACAUAGUCGAGCACUUUUUGAAAUUCGUGGGUGGGUUUCGAACGAACCUUCUGCUUUAGCACUCGUCUCUCCACACUUACGUCUUGUACAGUCGACAUCUGUCGAUUCAGUUGAUUUAGGUCACUUUACCCAAAGCGUAUGGACAUUGGGUUUGAUAUGGCAUCCAGAUAAAGACACUCUCGGUUUCAGUAACAAUUUUGUUCAAGAAUUGCCAAAAAAACUUACUAAACGGGUUGUUCUAUCGGAUUUGAUGCGUAUAUUCGAUCCCUUGGGUAUACUGUCACCUCUUACUAUUAGAGGACGUAUAAUACUUCAAAAUAUCUGGCGUCUAAGUAUCAGCCGGGAUGACGAAUUGCCGGAAGAUCUAUUAAAAAAAUGGCGUUUAUGGCAUAGCGACAUGUUGUCUGUUCUGACUUUAAAAAUCUCACGCUGGUAUCUUCUAUCAAAUCAUGUAGAACAUCGUGAGUUGCAUAUUUUCUGUAACGCCAGUAAGGAUGCGUGCGCAGCAGUAGCAUAUAGGCGUAUUACGUAUUCUGAUGGAAAUGUGCAGCUCAUGUUAGUUUCCAGUAAAGCUAGAAUAAAUCCCAUAAAUAAAGUUCAUACGAUUCCACGUUUAAAACUUCAAAGUGCACUGAUUGCAGCUCGUCUUGCGCGUACGAUAUGUUCGGCACAUGCGUUUAAACCUAAUAUUAGGGUUUUCUGGACGGAUGCUCGUAAUGUACUUGGUUGGAUUCGUAAUGACGCUCGAAAAUAUCAAACCUUUGUUUCUGUACGUUUGGGGGAAAGCCAUGAACUUUCAGAUGUAUGCGAAUGGCGCUGGGUACCUACAAGAUUAAACGUAGCAGAUGACGCGACUCGCUCCAUACCCAGCGACCUUACUAAAAAAAUUAGAUGGAUCAACGGUCCUGAGUUCUUGCGGUCUUCUCCAAAUAACUGGCCUCUCGAACCAUCCAUCUCAACUCUCCCAUGUAUAGAGGAGUUGAAACUAUCUUAUAAAUUAUCACACUACAUAAAUGUCACCUACAUCUUUUCACCUAUCGCAGCCUCUCCUACACAUUUUAGUAGUUACCUUAGAUUACUUAGAUCUACUGCCCGUUCACAUCAGUUUAUCACUCUUCUCAUCAACAGGUACAAUGUUACGAAUAGAAGGGCACGACUGAUGGGUAAUCGCAGCCAACCUGCGAGAUCGUCAGCUUCAAGCUGCGUGAUACACUUGCCUCCUUUAACGACUGAAGAGAUACAACGGGCGGAGAAUCACAUUCUACGUCAGAGUCAGGUAUCUUUCUUUACCGAAGAGCUAGCAGCAAUCCGCUGUGGCCUGCCAGUACCUCGAGGUAGUAGAAUAGAUAAUAUCGACAUAUUUCUUGGAGAAGAAGAACUUUUACGACUGCAAGGGAGAAUAGAUGUAGUAGAGAAUGUCAGCAAUGAUACAAAAAGUCCGAUCCUCCUUGAUGGUAAAGACUAUGCGAUCUGCCGUAUAAAGAAGGCAACACCAAUUAGUACAUCGUUUGGAAACUUACCAGAAAUGAGACUUGCUCAUCAUAAGAGACCGUUUUCUUACGUGGGUUUAGACUACUUCGGCCCUCUCUUGGUAUCCGUAUGUCGACACGUUGAGAAGCGUUAUUGUGCACUUUACACUUGCUUAACUACUCGUGCUAUACACCUUGAAGUAGUACAUAGUUUGUCGACUGAUUCUGCAAUUCUGAGCCUCCGUCGUUUUAUUGCAAGGAUAGGGACCGCACUAGAAAUUAUCUCUGAUAAUGGGACAGCCUUUGUGGGUGCUGCGAGGAUAUUGAGGGAGCUGUACGGUUCGAGUGUUUUAAAUACCGCAGCCAAUUCCAACAUUCGUUGGCGUUUUAUUCCACCAGCAGCACCGUUUAUGGGAGGCGCUUGGGAACGCCUAGUUAGAUGCGUGAAGUGCGCCCUGAAGUCAUCACUAUAA